Gossypium arboreum is the source of this 3935-nucleotide messenger RNA. Its product is annotated as phospholipase SGR2-like. The coding region runs from base 580 to 3390 and encodes 936 amino acids. Gene Ontology annotation, cellular component: cytoplasm. The transcript is spliced from 21 exons. The record is from RefSeq and is a predicted model, not a curated record. Lineage: Eukaryota; Viridiplantae; Streptophyta; Magnoliopsida; Malvales; Malvaceae. Gene Ontology annotation, molecular function: glycerophospholipase activity; metal ion binding.
CUGAAUUAGAAAUUAUAGCCCAACAAUGUUACGCAAUCAAGCUCGUUUUCUAUUUCGAUGCUCUGCCUCUGUCCACAGUAAUGAAUCAUCGUCGUCGCUCGGCCUGUUGCCUCUGCCUAUCUAAUCAUUCUUGCAAAGUUUUCUAGACCAUAUUUUAGAAUUAGAAUUGGACUUAGAGCUUCUCUCUUGGAAAAUAAUUUCUCUACUUAAUAUAUUAUUAUUCUUGUAAAAUAUGGUUCCUUGUCUUCAUAUUUUGCCUUGCAGUUUAUUACUGCAAUUCUGGUAGCAGCAAAGAAAGAAUUACUCCUUACAAUCUAUCUUGAAAUUUCAGAAGCAGCAGCAAGAAGCAUCACAUAGAGAGGCAGCUGCUGGGAAGAGAAUUCAGAAUCUUAUGCAUCAAUUUCCAUAAAUAUUUUGACGUUUUCUUUGGCGGUGCUUGAUCAUAUCUUCAGUUUCCACCUCCUAAAAUUUUGGUCUUCAUCUAAGUUGCUUUCUUCUAGAUCUCAAUUUAUUAAUAAAAAAUUAAGGGUUUUACCCUGCUCCACACUGUGCAGGUAUUCUGAUUUGUUUUGAUUUUAGAUGGCGGAUUCGUUAGCAAACCCCUCGGUUGUGGGGGCAAAUGGAAUUGACGAAGCAUCACCGGAUUUGUUGAAGAACACGCCGUCUAACAUUGCGAGAUUGGAGGAUGUGAUAGAGCAUUGUAAGGGUCGUCAGAUGUAUCUUGCGCAGACAAGGAGUCCUUCAGAUGGCGGUGAUGUCCGCUGGUACUUUUCCGACGUUCCUUUGGCUGAAAAUGAGUUAGCGGCCUCAUUUCCUCGAACUGAGAUAGUGGGAAAGAGUGACUAUUUUCGUUUUGGGAUGAGGGAUUCUCUUGCGAUAGAGGCAUCUUUCUUGCAGAGAGAAGAAGAGUUGCUGUCUAUUUGGUGGAAAGAGUAUGCUGAAUGCAGUGAAGGUCCAAGAGGAUCGAGUAGUUUUGGCAAGAAGUUGGACAUGGCAGAGGAUUUAUCUUCUUCAAAGGGUUCUCAAUCAGCCCAACUAUAUACAUUUGAAGAAGAGAGGGUUGGUGUCCCUGUAAAGGGAGGGCUCUAUGAGGUGGAUUUAGUUAAGAGACACUGUUUCCCCGUAUACUGGAAUGGAGAAACUCGGCGUGUCCUAAGAGGUCACUGGUUUGCUCGAAAAGGGGGCAUGGAUUGGCUUCCACUCCGUGAAGAUGUAGCUGAACAAUUAGAGAUUGCAUAUCGCAGCCAGGUAUGGCAUCGAAGAAAAUUUCAACCAUCGGGACUUUUUGCAGCUAGAGUUGAUUUGCAAGGCUCUACCCCAGGACUUCAUGCACUUUUUACUGGAGAAGAUGAUACUUGGGAGGCAUGGCUCAAUGUUGAUGCUUCUGGUUUUUCUGGUGUUAUUAGUUUCAGUCGAAAUGGAAUCAAGUUAAGACGUGGUUACUCUGCUUCUCAAUCCCCCAAACCAACCCAGGAUGAAUUACGUCAAAGAAAAGAGGAACAGAUGGACGAUUAUUGUUCUCAGGUUCCUGUUCGACACUUGGUCUUUAUGGUCCAUGGUAUUGGUCAGAGGUUGGAGAAAUCUAAUUUGGUUGAUGAUGUUGGCAACUUUCGCCAUAUCACAGCAAGCCUUGCUGAGCGACACCUGACUUCACAUCAACGACGCAAACAGAGAGUCCUUUUCAUCCCAUGUCAGUGGAGAAAAGGCUUGAAGCUCAGUGGGGAAGCUGCAGUUGACAAAAUCACCCUUGAUGGUGUGCGGGGUUUGCGAGUUAUGCUGAGCGCUACUGCUCAUGAUGUGUUAUACUACAUGAGUCCUAUUUACUGUCAGAGCAUUAUUGACUCGGUUUCAAACCAAUUAAAUAGGCUGUAUUUGAAGUUUCUUAAACGGAAUCCUGGUUAUGAUGGAAAGGUUUCAAUAUAUGGACAUUCCCUGGGAAGCGUCCUCUCAUACGACAUCCUAUGCCAUCAAGAAAAUCUAUCCUCCCUUUUUCCAAUGCAGUGUCUGUAUGAGAAAGACUCAAAAGAUCUAGAAUGUUCUCCUGAUAUGAUUGACCAGUCUUUUAAAUGCAGUUCUUUGGCUAAUCUAGAGAAAAAUGACUCAACUAUGAUGACAAAGGACAUAGUCGAUUGCCUUGGUGAAGAAAUUCUACUCCCAAAUCCAUCUGUAAUAGAAGGACAUGUUGAAGAUAAAUCCUCAGUGUCAACUAAAUUUGAUGUAGCAGCUGAGGACCCUAUGCAGAAAAGUUGCAAGGAGGACGUGCAUCAGUCACUUAAUGAUUUUAGUGGAGCCCAUUGGCUGGAGGAGACUGGGUCUGGGGAAACUAUAGAAGUAGACUUUGUUGUCUCAAACGGUUGUUUGGAGAAAGCUACUGAGGAAGAGAACGAAGAAGCCAGAGAUAGGGAUAAAACAAUCAAAAUGCUUAAAGAGGAGAUCGAUUCCCUAAAAGCAAAAAUUGCAGAGCUGGAAUCAAAUAACUCCGAGGAUAUAGGUGAAAAUAAGGAGAUGCUUAUGCAAAAACCACCUAUGUUGCAGAAGUUUGAUCAAAAGCUGCCACUGAAGCUAGAUGAUGCAACAAAGAGCUAUACCCCCUAUAUUAGAUACACAAAGCUUGAAUUCAAGGUCGACACAUUCUUUGCAGUGGGAUCACCUUUGGGAGUGUUCCUUGCCCUUCGCAAUAUCCGUAUUGGACUUGGCAAAGGGCAAGAUUAUUGGGAUGAGGAGAACAUAUCUGAAGAGAUGCCAGCUUGUCGUCAAAUGUUCAACAUUUUCCAUCCAUUUGAUCCUGUAGCAUAUAGAGUCGAACCACUUGUUUGUAAAGAAUACAUCACUAAACGUCCUGUCAUUAUCCCUUAUCAUAAAGGUGGAAAAAGGCUGCAUAUUGGGUUUCAAGAAUUUACUGAACGUUUAGCUGCUCGUUCUCAUGUAGUAAUGGAUCAUUUCAGUACUGUAAGGGCAAAAGUGCUCACAGCUUGCCAAUCAAGAGACACUGACAACCUAGAAGGAGAAGAGAAUGUAGAAGAAAAAGAAGAGACGUCAUAUGGUUCUCUAAUGAUUGAGAGGUUAACUGGAAGUGAAGGACGGAUAGAUCAUGUACUUCAGGAUAAAACUUUUGAACAUCCGUAUCUACAAGCUAUUGGGUCACAUACAAACUAUUGGAGGGAUUAUGAUACUGCCCUGUUCAUUUUGAAACAUUUGUAUCGAGAUAUACCAGAAGAUCCCAACUUCCUGGGGGAGUCUAUUGAAGGCAGCUUGAAAGAUGAGAAUGCAUCCAUGGGCUGGUCUGAUGAAAGAGAGACUAUUGAUGAAGAACUUCCAUUGACAUUCUCUGACAGAGAUAUGGUGAAAAACUUCUCAAGGAAAGCUAAGAAAUUUAUAAAGAAGCCUUGAAUGGCAACAGAUUUCUUUUCUUGCUGUACACUAGAACCAAAAGUUAGCUGAUCUAGUCAAGAAGUGAUGCUCUGCUCCUUUGUCAUACCGUUACUUUUGCUGUUGCUAUUUGUUCAUCUUCCGGUGAAGCUACCUUCUCUACGUGGGUUGGGUUUUCAAGAAUUAUUGGAAAGAGGUACCGUUUGGAGAAUUUUAUAAGUAUUUCAUCAGGGAUGUUGAUAUGCUGCAGUAGACAUGAAGAUAAUGCUGCUUUUUGCUUUCUGUAUACAUAAAAGGCAAUGCAGAGAUUUGCUCCCAAGUUAUAUAGUUUAGUGAAUUUAGGUGGCGGGUACAAAUGUACAAGUUUCUUAUAGUGCAGAAAGUGCAUGUAAUAUAUAGAUCAAAGAAUCUUGUUGGUCACUAACUUCAACUACUAUAAAUUCUUGAAUUUGCUGAGAAAUUUGUAGUAAGUUCAUCUUCAAUUACUGUGGGAUUUUAUCAUACUGCAACUCAUGAUUUUUUCAUAUAGUUAAACUACAAGUUUAGUAAUUUAUGUUUGCUUAAAA